Messenger RNA from Pneumocystis murina B123, 1609 nucleotides. RefSeq lists its product as hypothetical. Bases 66 to 1514 code for a protein of 482 amino acids. Gene Ontology annotation, biological process: L-homocysteine catabolic process; response to toxic substance; proteolysis. Gene Ontology annotation, cellular component: cytoplasm. The transcript has 14 exons. Gene Ontology annotation, molecular function: cysteine-type aminopeptidase activity. The record is from RefSeq and is a predicted model, not a curated record. Lineage: Eukaryota; Fungi; Ascomycota; Pneumocystomycetes; Pneumocystales; Pneumocystaceae.
UAAAUUUAUUAUUUUUUUAAAAAAAUUAAAAUAUAUUUUAUUAAGCUUUUAAUAUCAUAGAAGUAAUGGCUAUUGAAAAAUAUGAUAUACCUAUCAAUUCUCAAGAGUCAUCAGAUGAGCUUUGCAAGAAAUUUGAAAAGACUUUGAAUUUAAAAACGGAAUAUUUAAUUAUAAGUGCUAUCCAAACAAAUAUUUUUGCUGAAUGGGAAAAAAAGUUUUUGUUCUGCCCAAAGAAUAGACUUGCAUUAUCAGCAGUUUCAAAUGGGGAUUUAUCAAGUAUUAUUUUUCAGAGAGAGGCAGCUAUUUUAAAUAAUAAUCAUGUUUAUUCUGAUAAAAUUGAACUGGAGGGAUCGCCUGUUACGUACCAGAGAAAAUCAGGGCGAUGCUGGCUUUUUGCAGUAACAAAUGUUAUAAGAGUUGAAUUUAUGAAGAAAUAUAAUCUUUCUGAAUUUGAGUUUUCCCAGGCUUAUCUUUUUUUUUAUGAUAAACUUGAAAAAGCAAAUUAUUUUUUAGAAAAUAUUCUUAAGACAUCGGAAGAAGCUCUUGAUUCACGUAUUGUGAGCUUUUUAUUAUCUGAACCUAUCAACGAUGGUGGUCAAUAUGAUAUGGUUGUUAAUUUGCUUAACAAAUAUGGAUUGGUUCCCAAACAUGUUUAUCCUGAUGCUUAUAAUGCUAAAGAUAGCGUUUCACUUAAUCGUAUAAUUAAAAUGAAAUUGCGUGAAUAUGCUUUGAUUUUAAGAAGUUUGGUUGCAAAAAAUGCUACUACAACAACUAUUUCUUCUUUUAGAGCUAAGAUGAUAGAAGAAAUAUAUGUUAUUUUAGCUAUUUCUCUUGGUAUACCUCCUAAACCAGACGAUGAAUUUACUUGGUUGUAUGUUGAUAAGGAUAAUAAAGUUAACUCAUAUAAAACAACACCUAAAUUGUUUUAUAGAGAAUUUUCUCAAUUUAAAGGUGAUGAAUAUAUUUCUCUUAUCAAUGAUCCAAGAAACGAAUAUGGAAAAAUGUAUACUGUAGACAUGUUAUCUAAUAUGGCAGGUGGAAUUGGUGUACGAUAUCUUAACACCAAAAUGGAAACUCUUAAGGAAGUUGCAAUUAAAAUGAUUAAAGAAAAUAGGCCUGUAUUUUUUGGUGCGGAUUCUGGAAAGUAUAUUGAUCGUCAAUCCGGUAUCUUUGAUACAGCAUUGUUUAAUUAUGAACUUGCCUUUAACGUUAAAUCAAAUCUCUCAAAAGCUGAUAGAUUAAGGGUUGGAGAAAGCUUAAUGACACAUGCUAUGGUUAUUACUGCAGUUCAUAUUGAAGACGGAAAACCGGUAAAAUGGAGGGUUCAGAAUUCAUGGGGAGAAGAUGUUGGACAAAAAGGAUGGUUUAUGAUGACAGAUGAAUGGAUGACUGAAUUUGUUUAUCAAAUAGUAUGUCAUCAUAGCGAUCUUUCUGAAGAAUUGCAAUCUGUUAUUAAACAAGUUCCUAUUGUUUUACCCCCAUGGGACCCUAUGGGCUCUUUGGCUCGAGUAUGAAAAUGAAGUAGAAUUAAGCUUAUUGAUUCGGACUUAUGUUUUUUUAAUAAAGUAUAUUAUAUUUUUUUAUAUUUUUUUUAAGAUCGGAGCUUAUA